Molecule: messenger RNA, 975 nt
Organism: Halichondria panicea
Lineage: Eukaryota; Metazoa; Porifera; Demospongiae; Suberitida; Halichondriidae
Exons: 1
Coding region: 1-975 (324 amino acids)
Source: RefSeq, a predicted model, not a curated record
AUGGAUGAUAUUGAUCCUCGUGAAAUUACAAAACUGAAAAGAAGGAGAGGUGUCGUACGUGCCUCUAUAACUAGAAUUCGAACUAAAACUCGAGAAUUAGAAGGAACUGAAUCUCCAAACCAGGGAGAUGCUGCUAAACACAUUGCAGAAAAACUAGACUCUCUAGAUACAGACUUCAGACGUCUCCAUCUUGAGCUAGUAGAUCUCUUAGACGAUGAUGAACUCUUGUCAAAUGAACAAGACAUUUUAGAUGAAGUUGAUGACAACAUCAUCGAUUUGAAGAUGCGUUUACUGCCUAUAAUGAAAUUGACUACCAACUUGAAAAGUGAACGUGGACUGGUAUCCCGGAAACUUGCCCACUUCCAUGGAGCCUUGCGCUCAAUUGAUGAAGCUAUCUCCAGCUUAGACUCACCUGAUAAGCAUGUACUAAUACAGCAUAAGGAGCAAUUGAUUGACACAAAGAGAAAUCUUCGUGGUAUUCAUGACAAUCUAAUGGCAUUAGAUCUAGCAGAAGAAGAUGAGCUCCUUAGAAUGCACUCAGAUCUAGAAAGACUGCAUUUUGAUUGUUCCGUUAAACUGAAGAUGCUAGUUAGCGAAUCUGUAUCUGAUAUUGAUAGUACAGAAAGCAAAGGCAUACGUCUCCCUAAACUAGAUGUCCCAGUUUUCGAUGGAAAUAUUCUAAACUGGCGUAGAUUUUGGGAAAAGUUUUCCGUGUCAAUUCACGAACGUUCUAGCUUGGCGGACUCUGAAAAGCUGGUUUACCUACAGCAUGCUCUUAAGGAUGGUUCGGCAAAGGGUGUGAUUGAAGGAUUGUCCCAAUCGGGGGAGAAUUAUGCAGAAGCAGUCGACUGCCUGCGAUCUCGAUACAAUAGACCACGCCUCAUACACCAAACUCAUGUAAAAAUGAUCUUUGAAGCUCCUGCUCUCAAAGAGGGUACAGGCAAGGAAUUGCGUAAACUUCAUGACACUGUUUAA